Molecule: messenger RNA, 1499 nt
Organism: Clarias gariepinus (North African catfish)
Lineage: Eukaryota; Metazoa; Chordata; Actinopteri; Siluriformes; Clariidae
Gene: ube2ib
Product: ubiquitin-conjugating enzyme E2Ib
Exons: 7
Coding region: 191-667 (158 amino acids)
Biological process (GO): protein sumoylation
Cellular component (GO): nucleus
Molecular function (GO): SUMO conjugating enzyme activity
Source: RefSeq, a predicted model, not a curated record
CGCGUUCGCGUCAAAGGAAGUCCAGCGUUCUUUGUCCAAUGCGCGGUCAUGAAUGGCGUCUCCGCCAGAGCCGGAGUAAGAGAGCGAGAGAGUUCUCGUGCUAAAAACUCAACGCUAAAUUCAUGAACGCUAACAACAGCCAUUUAAUUAGUUUCAGUUAGAAUCCUGCAUACCCUUCAGAUCAGCGGUCAUGUCUGGCAUAGCUCUGAGUCGACUCGCGCAAGAGCGGAAAGCAUGGAGGAAAGAUCAUCCCUUUGGCUUUGUUGCUGUUCCAACUAAGAACCCUGACGGUACGAUGAACCUGAUGAAUUGGGAGUGCGCCAUUCCCGGGAAGAAGGGGACUCCGUGGGAAGGAGGUCUGUUUAAGUUAAGGAUGCUCUUCAAAGACGAUUACCCAUCAUCCCCUCCGAAAUGUAAAUUCGAGCCGCCGCUGUUUCAUCCGAAUGUUUACCCGUCAGGCACGGUGUGUCUCUCCAUUUUAGAGGAGGACAAAGACUGGAGACCUGCCAUCACGAUCAAACAGAUUCUUUUGGGAAUCCAGGAGCUUUUAAAUGAGCCCAAUAUUCAGGACCCAGCCCAGGCUGAGGCUUACACCAUAUACUGUCAGAACAGAGUGGAGUACGAGAAGAGGGUCCGAGCACAAGCCAAAAAGUUUUCUCCCUCGUAGACGGAGGAACAGCUCUUUCAGAGGGAAUGUGUCGGCACUUGUUUAUUUUUUCCGUCUCCUUCCUCCUCCUCUUCCCCUCUCUCGCUGGGACUGAAAGGACUUGACGUGAUGUGAUGUCCGUGCCAUCUGCCCCUAACCCCACAGGCCCCAGCCCCAGACCUGGUAGUAAGGUCACAAACACAGCCCCGCUCCCCCUGACCCACCCCCCUCAGCAGGACAGUCCCUGCCUUGCUUUAUUGUCGGCCAAUCAGAAAUGGACCUCAUCUAUCCCCCCUCCCCCUUUUUUUGUUCCCCCUACAGUCAGCGCGAACUGAAUGAAAAUGAUUAACUUUGUGUCUGUAUCGUGGGUGUGAGUGGAUGAGUGCGCACGCGUGUGUGUGUCUGUGUGUGCAUGUAUGUUUCUUAUUUUAAUGUCAGACUUUCCCUUCUUUGAUCAUUUUUCCUCCAUGAUGCAGAGAGAGUGCGUGUGUGGUAGCUCAGCUAAGAUCUCUACAGUGUAAAACUGGGUGAAAUUAUUAUUAAUGAUCUUGCUUUCUCUACUUCUCUCCAUCUUCCACACGAUAAAAUUAAUUCCUAAAAACGACGAUUAGCAGCUGUGGUGAUUCUGCUGUGCCGGUCUGUACCAGACGCCUGUCACUCUGUCGCACACCAACGCUGGUUUAAGUUGACUAAUCGUAAAUUUGGGAUCGUUGUAGGGUCGGACUUAUUUACCAGGAUAGCUUUUUUGGUUUAGUUUUUUUUUUUUUUUUUUUUUCAUUCAUUUGUUUGUUAAUGAUGGGAACAUGUGUCCUUUGUUCUUUGAUGGUUUAAUAAAGAUCUUUCUACAAAACAA